This is a messenger RNA of Orycteropus afer afer, 4110 nucleotides long. It is a transcript of the gene IGF1R, whose product is annotated as insulin like growth factor 1 receptor. Gene Ontology annotation, biological process: glucose homeostasis; multicellular organism development; positive regulation of phosphatidylinositol 3-kinase/protein kinase B signal transduction. Gene Ontology annotation, molecular function: phosphatidylinositol 3-kinase binding; ATP binding; insulin receptor substrate binding. The record is from RefSeq and is a predicted model, not a curated record. Lineage: Eukaryota; Metazoa; Chordata; Mammalia; Tubulidentata; Orycteropodidae. Gene Ontology annotation, cellular component: insulin receptor complex; membrane; axon. The transcript has 21 exons. Bases 4 to 4110 code for a protein of 1368 amino acids.
GGAAUGAAGUCUGGCUCCGGAGGAGGGUCCCCGACCUCGCUGUGGGGGCUCCUGUUUCUCUCCGUGGCGCUCUCGCUCUGGCCAGCGAGUGGAGAAAUCUGCGGGCCAGGCAUCGACAUCCGCAAUGACUAUCAGCAGCUGAAGCGCCUGGAGAACUGCACGGUGAUUGAGGGCUACCUGCACAUCCUUCUCAUCUCCAAGGCAGAGGACUACCGCAGCUACCGCUUUCCCAAGCUCACUGUCAUCACUGAGUACUUGCUGCUGUUCCGUGUGGCUGGCCUCGAGAGCCUCGGUGACCUCUUCCCAAACCUCACUGUCAUCCGUGGCUGGAAGCUCUUCUAUAACUAUGCCUUGGUCAUCUUUGAGAUGACCAACCUCAAGGAUAUUGGGCUUUACAACCUGAGGAACAUUACUCGGGGGGCCAUCAGGAUUGAAAAAAAUGCUGACCUCUGUUACCUCUCCACUGUGGAUUGGUCCUUAAUCCUGGAUGCUGUGUCCAAUAACUACAUUGUGGGAAACAAACCCCCAAAGGAGUGUGGGGACCUGUGUCCAGGGACAUUGGAGGAGAAACCAUUGUGUGAGAAGACCACCAUUAACAAUGAGUAUAACUACCGCUGCUGGACCACUAAUCGCUGCCAGAAAAUGUGCCCGAGCACGUGCGGAAAGCGAGCAUGCACCGAGAACAACGAGUGUUGCCACACAGAGUGCCUGGGCAGCUGCAGCGCACCCGACAAUGCCACAGCCUGUGUGGCCUGCCGCCACUACUACUAUGCAGGCGUCUGCGUGCCCACCUGCCCACCCAGCACGUACAGGUUUGAGGGCUGGCGCUGCGUGGACCGAGACUUUUGUGCCAACAUCCCCAAUGCCGAGAGUAAUGACUCCGAGGGCUUUGUGAUCCACGAUGGCGAAUGCAUGCAGGAGUGCCCCUCAGGGUUCAUCCGGAAUGGGACCCAGAGCAUGUACUGCAUCCCUUGCGAAGGACCUUGCCCCAAAGUCUGUGAGGAAGAGAAGAAAACAAAAACCAUUGAUUCUGUGACUUCUGCACAAAUGCUCCAAGGAUGUACCAUCUUCAAGGGCAAUUUGCUCAUUAAUAUCAGGAGAGGCAAUAACAUAGCCUCAGAGCUAGAGAACUUCAUGGGUCUCAUUGAGGUCGUGACAGGUUAUGUGAAGAUCCGCCAUUCCCAUGCCUUGGUCUCCUUGUCCUUCCUGAAAAAUCUACGCCAAAUUUUAGGAGAGGAACAGCUAGAAGGGAAUUACUCCUUCUAUGUCCUUGACAACCAGAACCUGCAGCAGCUGUGGGAUUGGGACCACCGCAACCUGACUAUCAAAGCAGGGAAAAUGUACUUUGCUUUUAAUCCCAAAUUGUGUGUUUCCGAAAUUUAUCGCAUGGAGGAAGUGACAGGGACUAAAGGGCGCCAGAGCAAAGGGGACAUAAACACGAGGAACAACGGAGAAAGAGCCUCUUGUGAAAGUGAUGUGCUGCAUUUCACCUCCACCACCACAUGGAAGAAUCGGAUUAUAAUCACCUGGCACCGCUACCGGCCUCCUGACUACAGGGAUCUCAUCAGCUUCACUGUGUACUACAAGGAAGCCCCCUUUAAAAAUGUGACAGAGUAUGAUGGGCAGGACGCCUGUGGCUCCAACAGCUGGAACAUGGUGGAUGUGGACCUCCCUACGAACAAGGAUGGGGAGCCAGGCAUUUUACUGCAUGGACUGAAGCCCUGGACUCAGUAUGCUGUUUACGUCAAGGCAGUGACUCUUACCAUGGUGGAGAAUGACCACAUCCGUGGGGCCAAGAGUGAAAUCUUAUACAUUCGCACCAAUGCAUCAGUUCCUUCCAUUCCCCUGGAUGUUCUUUCAGCAUCAAACUCCUCUUCUCAGUUGAUUGUGAAGUGGAACCCUCCCUCUCUGCCAAAUGGUAACCUGAGCUACUACAUUGUGAGGUGGCAGCGGCAGCCCCAGGACAGUUAUCUUUACCGGCAUAAUUAUUGCUCCAAAGACAAAAUCCCCAUCAGGAAGUAUGCUGAUGGCACCAUUGAUGUUGAGGAGGUGACAGAAAAUCCCAAGACAGAGGUGUGUGGUGGAGAGAAAGGGCCUUGCUGUGCCUGCCCCAAAACUGAAGCGGAGAAACAGGCCGAGAAAGAGGAGGCCGAGUACCGGAAAGUCUUUGAGAAUUUCCUGCACAAUUCCAUCUUUGUGCCCAGACCUGAAAGGAAGAGGAGGGAUGUCAUGCAAAUUGCCAAUACCACCAUGUCCAGCCGAAGCAGGAACACCACAAUGGCAGAUACUUACAAUGUCACAGACCCAGAAGAGCUCGAGACAGAGUUCCCCUUCUUUGAGAGCAGAGUGGAUAACAAGGAGAGAACUGUCAUUUCAAACCUCCGGCCUUUCACUUUGUACCGCAUUGAUAUUCACAGUUGCAAUCACGAGGCUGAAAAGCUGGGCUGCAGUGCCUCCAACUUUGUCUUUGCAAGGACCAUGCCAGCAGAAGGAGCAGAUGACAUUCCUGGGCCAGUGACCUGGGAGUCAAGGCCUGAAAACUCCAUCUUUCUAAAGUGGCCAGAACCUGAGAAUCCCAAUGGAUUGAUCCUAAUGUAUGAAAUAAAGUAUGGAUCACAAGCUGAGGAUCAGCGAGAGUGUGUUUCCAGACAGGAGUACCGGAAGUAUGGAGGGGCCAAGCUUAACCGGCUCAACCCAGGGAACUACACGGCCCGGAUUCAGGCCACUUCUCUUUCUGGGAAUGGGUCGUGGACGGAUCCUGUGUUCUUCUAUGUCCCAACCAAAAUAAGACCAUAUGAGAAUUUCAUCCAUCUGAUCAUUGCUCUGCCUGUGGCUGUUCUUUUAGUAGUGGGAGGGCUGGUUAUAAUGCUAUACGUCUGUCACAGAAAGAGAAAUAACAGCAGGCUGGGGAAUGGAGUGCUGUAUGCCUCUGUGAACCCAGAGUACUUCAGCGCAGCUGAUGUGUACGUUCCGGAUGAGUGGGAAGUAGCUCGAGAGAAGAUCACCAUGAGUCGAGAGCUUGGGCAGGGGUCGUUUGGAAUGGUGUAUGAAGGAGUUGCCAAAGGUGUAGUUAAAGAUGAGCCUGAAACUAGGGUGGCCAUUAAAACAGUAAAUGAGGCUGCAAGCAUGCGGGAAAGGAUUGAAUUUCUCAACGAGGCUUCAGUGAUGAAGGAGUUCAAUUGUCAUCAUGUGGUGCGUUUGUUGGGCGUGGUGUCCCAGGGCCAGCCAACACUGGUCAUCAUGGAACUGAUGACACGGGGGGACCUUAAAAGUUAUCUCAGGUCUCUGAGGCCAGAAAUGGAGAAUAAUCCAGUCCUAGCACCUCCAAGCCUAAGCAAGAUGAUCCAGAUGGCAGGCGAGAUUGCAGACGGCAUGGCAUACCUCAAUGCCAACAAGUUUGUCCAUAGAGACCUUGCUGCCCGGAACUGCAUGGUGGCUGAAGAUUUCACAGUCAAAAUUGGAGAUUUUGGUAUGACGAGAGAUAUCUAUGAGACAGACUAUUACCGGAAAGGAGGGAAGGGGCUUCUGCCUGUGCGCUGGAUGUCUCCCGAGUCACUCAAGGAUGGAGUCUUCACCACUCAUUCUGACGUCUGGUCGUUUGGGGUGGUCCUCUGGGAGAUCGCCACACUUGCUGAGCAGCCAUACCAGGGCUUGUCCAAUGAACAAGUCCUUCGCUUUGUCAUGGAGGGUGGCCUUCUGGAUAAGCCAGACAACUGCCCGGACAUGUUGUUUGAGCUGAUGCGCAUGUGCUGGCAGUACAACCCCAAAAUGAGGCCUUCCUUCCUGGAGAUCAUCAGCAGCAUCAAGGACGAGAUGGAGCCUGGCUUUCGGGAGGUCUCCUUCUACUACAGUGAGGAGAACAAGCCUCCUGAACCGGAGGAGCUGGACCUGGAGCCGGAGAACAUGGAGAGCGUCCCCCUGGACCCCUCUGCCUCCUCCUCCUCCCUACCGCUGCCCGACAGACACUCAGGACACAAGGCUGAGAAUGGCCCAGGCCCUGGUGUGUUGGUUCUCCGAGCCAGUUUCGAUGAGAGACAGCCUUACGCACACAUGAAUGGGGGACGCAAGAAUGAAAGGGCCUUGCCUCUGCCCCAGUCUUCGACCUGCUGA